Molecule: messenger RNA, 726 nt
Organism: Prorocentrum cordatum
Lineage: Eukaryota; Dinophyceae; Prorocentrales; Prorocentraceae
Source: the annotation of a GenBank genome assembly
AUGCCGCCGCCGCCGCCGGACUCGGCCUCCGCGCUCGCGGCGGCCGCGUGCUUCGUGCUGCACGGCGCGAACGCGACCAGGAUAGCGCUCGGCCACCACCCGGUCGGCGAGGUGAAGGGCUGGUGGCCGGUGUGGAGCUUCCUGUUCCUGUCGGCGCAGGGCAAUUUGGUCGUCCUCGUCUACGGAUUGGUGUGGCUCCUCGAGAUAUGCGUUCCUGGCAGCACCAUGGGCCUGUUGUAUCUCAGCGCGCAUCUCGUUUGUGGCCUGGCCCUGCAAGUGUUCCUACUCUACUACACGUUCUGCCACUUCCACAAGGAGGGUUACGACGGCCUGAAGAAACUCGAGGCCAGAGGGGAGCUGCUGUACAACGGCGACACCAUAUCCGUGGACUUCUUCGUGCGCACGCAGAACUACAUGCACGCGCCGCUGCUGCCGCUAGCUGGUCUGCCCCUGAUCGCGAUCGACCGCGAGGAGUUGGUUGCGGGCAUGAUGGGCCUGGCUGGCACAUUCGUCUUUGCGCUGAACUAUUUCUGCUGCUACGCGGCGCUCGUCUUGGGGAUCAAGCGCUUCUCCAACAUCCAUCCGCGCUGCCGCGCGCUUCGUUCUUCCAAAUGCUCAUCAUUCCUUGCUCGCUUCUCCUUUCUCUCCUCCCCCUCCUGCUUGCUUCUCCUCUCCCUCCUUGCUUCCUCGUCGCCCACCCCCUCCCCCUUGAUUCCUUCCCCUUGA